AUGUCUGGACGCGUCAGCCGUCCCACAAAUGAUGUUCUUUUUACAAGUGACGAACCCCUAAUUUCAUAUAUCUGGCCGCGUCAAUCGUCGAAUACAUGCUGUUCUUUUUGCAAUGAUAUUUUUUUACCCUCUCCCUUUCAUUACCUUUUACUCGUUUUUUUCCCUUUCUAUCUUUGUCGUUAUUGUUCUUCUCUUCCUGCCAUUUUCUCUUUCAAAUUCUUUCUUAAAAUUUCUUCACAUUUUUUUCUCUUAUUCAUGGUUUUUUAUUUUAUAUUUUUUUAUUUUUACCCUCUCCCUUUCACUCCAUUUUUCUCGUUUUUUUCCGUUUCUGUCUUUUCCAUUGCUCACUCUUUCUUUCCUUGUCACUUUUCCCUUUCAAAUUUUUUCUUUGAAUUUCUUCACAUUUUUUUUCUCUCAUUGGUUGUGUUAUAUAUUUUAGCCUCUCCCUUUCACUUUCCUUUUCUCGCUUUUUCCCCUUUCUGUCUUUUCCGUUCCAUUCUCUUUCACGUCUUGCCAAUUUUCUUUUUGGAAUUCUUUCUUAGAAUUUCUUCAUAUUUUUUUUUCUCUCAUUGA
Molecule: messenger RNA, 573 nt
Organism: Acanthosepion pharaonis
Lineage: Eukaryota; Metazoa; Mollusca; Cephalopoda; Sepiida; Sepiidae
Source: the annotation of a GenBank genome assembly